AUGGCCGUCCUCAACCCUCUCGAUCCAGCUCUCCUCCCCCGGCUGAACAAGCAGUACAUCGACUUUUACAAUAUGAACCUAGCGAAUGUGCCCAUGAUCCAUCAGCUGCCAUGGGAUCCCUCUCUGCACUCUAUGAAAAGUGUAGCCGGCGGUGCUCCGGCCCUCCCCGUCUCCCGGACGCGCGAUCUUGAUCUCCACACCUUCCGUAUCCGGAUCUUUUACCCCGACACGGACACGGCCAACCCACCCGUUGUCAUCUGGUACCAUGGCGGCGGGAUGGUGCUGGGUUCCCUCGAAGCUGAUAACGCUCUCUGUACGCGCAUUGUGCGCGCGGCUGGAUGCGCUGUUGUGGCAGUCGACUACCGACUUGCCCCUGAGAAUCCGUUCCCAACAGGCGCAGACGAUGCGUGGACAGCAUUCAAGUACAUUGUCGAACACGGGAGCGAGCUCGGCCUCGACGCCUCUCGGAUUGGGAUCGGCGGCUUCAGCUCUGGCGGUAACCUCGCCGCGACAGUUAGCCAGCGGGCCGGCCUGGAGGGGUUUCCUCUCGCGUUUGUUGUCCUCAGCGUACCUGUUACCGACAAUACCGCAGGGCCAGAGAACUUUGCUUCGUGGAAGCAAAACCGGAACUGCCCCGGUCUCAAUGACGACAAGAUGUUAUGGUACCGGGACCAGUAUCUCCCCAAAACACUAGACCGUGCGGACCCCAGGUCUUCGCCCCUCCUUGCGCCAGACGAGUGGGUCGCUGUCUCGCCCGACUCGUACAUUGUACUCGCGGGCCUCGACCUCCUAUACUCUGAGGGGUUGGCCUAUUCCGAGAGACUCAAGAAGAUGGGAAAGGCCGUUGAUGUGGUUGUGUUCGAUGACUUGCCGCACCUGGCCAUGGCAAUGGAUGGGGUCCUUGAUCGUGCGCAAGAGUGGAACCUUGGCAUUUGCAACUACAUCGCUGAGCGAUUUGGGCAGCCGCCGGUAGUGCUGAGUGACCUGUAUGAAAGUCGCACCUGA
Molecule: messenger RNA, 1005 nt
Organism: Cutaneotrichosporon cavernicola
Lineage: Eukaryota; Fungi; Basidiomycota; Tremellomycetes; Trichosporonales; Trichosporonaceae
Exons: 5
Coding region: 1-1005 (334 amino acids)
Molecular function (GO): hydrolase activity
Source: RefSeq, a predicted model, not a curated record